Molecule: messenger RNA, 1767 nt
Organism: Meyerozyma guilliermondii ATCC 6260
Lineage: Eukaryota; Fungi; Ascomycota; Pichiomycetes; Serinales; Debaryomycetaceae
Product: non-canonical poly(A) polymerase
Exons: 1
Coding region: 1-1767 (588 amino acids)
Biological process (GO): RNA 3'-end processing
Cellular component (GO): nucleolus; TRAMP complex
Molecular function (GO): poly(A) RNA polymerase activity; mRNA binding
Source: RefSeq, a predicted model, not a curated record
AUGGGAAAUAAACGCAAGAAGGAGAAUGGCAAGAACUCCAAGCCAAGUACGACCAAACCAGGCUUCGUAGAGUCAAAAAAUAACUACGAUGUGCUAUCCUCAGACUCUGACUCGAGUGCAAUAUUUGACCAUAAUCGUAAGGACGAGAACCUUGUACUCGUAGAUUCCUCAGAUGACGACAUUGUUGUCGAGUCUGAUAGCGAGAAUGACGAGAAUAAUAGUGAAACCGAUACUAAAAAACGAAAAGUUGAUAGUGACAACCACCAACCAGCAUCAAAAAAACGCAAGAUGGAGUAUAAUGAACUUUCCAAGAACCAAGAUUUUAUAGAGUUCGGGUUCAGUUCGUCCGAGGAAGAAGCGAACAAGUACGACGACUACUCAGAUGACGGCAUUAUCAGCGACGAUCAAAGUGGAAAUCGACAUAUUGCCAAAGAACCUUCGUCUUUAUAUCCAUGGAUCAAGAACCAAGAUCAUUCCAAGCAACAAGAAAUCGCCGAUUGGCUCACAUUAGAAAUCAAGGACUUUGUCAACUAUAUUUCGCCUUCCAAACUAGAGAUAACUACACGGAACAACGUCAUAGGACGACUAAAAUCUACCAUAACCAAGUUUUGGCCCGACACUGAAGUUCAUGUAUUUGGUUCCAGUGCCACAGAUUUGUAUCUUCCUGGCUCCGAUAUAGAUAUGGUGGUUAUCUCCAGGGAUGGAGACAGAGAGCAGCGGUCUCGUCUUUACCAGCUUUCAACACAUUUGCGUAGCAAAAAGUUAGCAAAGAACAUCGAGGUGAUCGCCAAAGCAAAGGUUCCUAUCGUUAAAUUUGUCGAUCCUGACUCCAACAUUCACAUUGAUGUUUCUUUUGAAAGAAGCAAUGGUAUAGAUGCUGCAAUUAAAAUCAGAGAAUGGUUAGCUUCCACCCCGGGACUUCGUGAAUUGGUGCUAGUUGUGAAGCAAUUUCUACGCUCGCGGAGGCUCAAUAAUGUUCACGUUGGUGGUCUUGGGGGUUAUUCCACCAUCAUUCUUUGCUAUCAUUUUCUCAAAUUGCAUCCAAGAGUCGCCACAGAGAACAUGAGCAUACUAGACAACUUGGGUUCUCUCUUAAUUGAGUUUUUUGAAUUGUAUGGCAGAAACUUUUCAUACGACAACUUGAUACUAGCCAUUGACUCGAGAACCGAUAUGCCAAAAUACUUGUUGAAGAGACAUUAUCCAGAACUCAAUGCUUCAAAGAAUCCAUUCUCGAUCGUUAUCCAGGACCCCUCUGACCCAUCGAACAACAUAUCUCGUUCAUCUUACAAUCUUCGUGAUGUAAAAAAGGCAUUUGGCGGAGCUUAUCAGAUUCUCAUCGACAAAUGCUACGAACUACACAGUGCUACUUAUAGAGCACGUAUUGGUCAGUCAAUAUUAGGAGACAUAAUCAAGUAUAAAGGAAAGGAAAGAGACUUUAAUGACGAAAGACAUAUGGUGGUCAACCAAGCAAUGGUGACCGAUGAUCCUACACCAGCCAUUACCGAUGAUGAAAGUGACGGGCACAAUGGCAAUGAUAAGUACUAUUUUUCAGACAUGACUGUCGAUAGUGAAGAUGAUACCUUUACCGCUAAUAAGAAGGAGGUCCUGGCCAAAGAUAACGAAGAGAAGAUAUCUGGGUUAUUGGGUAUUAAGAAUGAAAACGAAGCAGAUGAGGUAUCAGAAACGAAUGAAGAUGACAAGCAAAAGAGCAAUUUGGACAAGAACAUCAAGAGGGACUACUGGAGACAAAAGGGACUUGAAUUGUAA